AUGGGCCACGACGGCGGGAGGGACAGGGGACUCCGCCAUGGCCGGAAGACGCGCACCGCCGUCAAGCAGCAGUUCCGCCAGCAGACAGCGACCGAGGCCCAGCCGGUGGGCGGAGGCGGCCAUCCUGUCCCUUCCCCCGGCGCAGUCGCCGGCCGGGGGGGGUUUCUUGACGACGAGGAUUCACCGUCAGGAGCUUCUUGCGGCGAGUCCGGGUGGGGCUACUGCACGGAGGAGCAGCUGGAGGAGCUCCUGCUGCGGAACCUGGACCAGGUCUACCGGGAGGCGCUGGCCAAGCUGGCCGCCCUCGGCUACGACGAGGAUCUUGCCCUUUCUGCGGUGCUGCGCAACGGCCACUGCUACGGCAGCAUGGACGCCCAAUCUAACAUCAUCCAAAACUCCCUCGCCCAAAUCGACAGCUUGUCCGGCCCCGAUCCGUCGUCGGACGGCGGUGGCGGCUCUUCGGCGGCGUUCUCAGACCUGCGCCAUCUUGUGGAGUAUUCCCUCGCCGGCAUGGUCUGCUUGCUCCGGCAGGUCCGGCCUCAUCUGACGCGCGGCGAUGCCAUGUGGUGCCUUCUGAUGAGCGAUCUCCACAUUGGGCGCGCUAGUACCAUCGAUGUCCCCGUAACCCCUGCCAUCGGCGCUGGCGGCGAUGAUUUUGCAGAGGACGGCAAUAGCGACAUCGAGCUGGAGUGUGCGAGGCGUUUCGACCUUCCACCGGCGAUGGAGUCGCUACUGAGGCGGAACGUUGCGGCGUUCGGCAUCGGAUUUCGUGCCAGAUCAAAGACACCCCCAAUGUCCACGCCCGCGGGUUCCCAACUCGGUCCAUUUUCUUUGAACCAGAGUUUUGAGGACGGUGCGGGUCUAGGGGCUGGGACCAGGGAUUCGACGGAUUCUGAUGUCGUAUCGCCGGUGCUUAGUGGUCUAGAGAAAUUGAACAUCGAGGAGGAGAAGGCAAUUGGUGAGGUAGCGGAGGAUCAGAAAAAGGAAAUCAUCGCGGAUAUCUUCCGCGAAAUCCGCGGGCUGGAGGAGCAGUUGAAUGAGAGAAUGGAAUGGGCACAAGACAAGGCUUUCCAGGCGGCGGGAAAGCUGAGCUGUGAUUUGUCAGAGCUUAGAAUUUUGAGGCAGGAUAGAGAAGAGACACUGAACGCAAAGAGUACGAGGCAGAUUAUGGAUGAUUCCUCGAUAAAGAAAAUAGAGGACAUGGAGGACGCUCUAAGGAAGGUAAGCAUAGAGGUUGAUAGAGCGAACGAGGUGGUCCGUAGGCUGGAGUUGGAGAACAAGGAGCUAAAGGCGGAGAUGGCAGCAUCAAAAUUGAGCGCGUCAGAGUCAGCAAUGAUGUCAAUGGAGAUAGCGAAGCGGGAGAAGAAGUCUAUGAAGAAACUUGCCGCUUGGGAGAAGCAGAGGAUAGAGUUGCAGGGAAGCAUAACAGAGGAGAAGAAAAAGGUUGAGCAGUUGCAGCAACACUCGACUCAGAUGAAGAAGGCGAAAACAGAAAUGGAGGUUAGUGCGGCUGUUGUUUAUGAUUGUUUCCACAUUACUAUACUUUGCAAUUUUAAUGUUAUGCAUUUAAAGGAAUUAUUGUAGCGUGCCUUAUUUAUUUCCAUCAUCUAUUUCCCAGAAGCUCUUCACUACGGAUCCAACUGGUAAAUAUUCUUCUCGUUAGUUACAUCAGAGAGAAGUCAAUAUAUAUAUAUAUAUAAACAAGAGUCAGUUGAAUAUGACGAACUUUAAGCAGAGUGACCCCCGACUAUCCCUUCUACAAUCCACGACCAGAAGUCACAUUUAGGGCAAUCUCGUUGACUUCCUAAAGAUGUCUUCAGUAUCUGAGAGAAAUGACGGGUGUGGAAGGAACCUUUACGUAUGGGAUGGAAGCCACUAACCUGUCACAUAUACUAUUUUAGGCUUCAAUCACCCUGUGGAUUUGAGAUUGAGAUGUUGUAUUGUUGUUCCGCCUACUGGAUAGGCCUAGAGUUAUGGCUACCGAUUUUAUUCAAUUUUCUAGUCUUUACGAAACAUUCAGCCUGACUGAUGAAUUUACUCUUUGAUACAUCGUGAGAAAAAAUAAUUUUAGAUUGUCGGAAUGAUAUUCUAAAAUCUAUUGAACAUGCACUCCUAGGACAUUUUCGAACUAAUGACUUGGAAAAAUUAGAGGAUGUAGGUAGUGCCCUAAACAUGUCGAGGAAAUACCUUCAGUCUCUAAUCAACCUUUGAACUACUUUCUAUUCAGUUUGAAAGAAGCUAUUCAAUGACAUGACAGGCAAUGGUGCUACACCACUUUGGGAAAUAAUGGUGGCACAAAACGGUGUUCUAUUCCAUCAUGAUCAAGACAAGUAUCGUUGUCAAUGCGGUUCCCAUCAAAUGGGAAUAUCAACAUGGAUCACAUGUCAUGUUCUUAUUCAGAUAAUUUCAAUUUUUUUCCCUCUCCAUCUUUGUUCUUCAUAGUUAUCGCUUUCCUCUGUUAGAAUUGUACCCAAAAGAAAAUCAGAUGAGUGGACAUAAUUUGGUGCUCGUGCCAAUCGUCUUCUCGGGUGUGCAACAGAUUCCAAACCAACCAAUUCCAAUGACCUUACAUGCCUCAUCACUGUGAGCGUCGCUCUCUCUAUAAUAGGCCACCUGAUCUCUCCAUUUCUUAACCUCUUCGUGUAACUAUUCUUGUUUAUUACUUGACCCAUCCCAUCUCAUCCGUGUAGCCUCUUCCUAGUUGUUCAACAUUAUGUGCCGUUAAUAUUUCCAGUCAAAUUGUCAUUUGUUUCAUAAAACUUUUCCCUUAGUUUUUAUUUUACCGGCAAGAAGCAGUAUUGCAACGCGUCCAUGCGUGGGUUAUCCAUUUUGACACUGGAGCUGUAUUCCUGUGGAUUAGACACCCAUAGAAUCUUAAUGGAGCGUCCAUGCGUGGGUGCUCCAUUCGCUUUCUUCUUUAUUGACUCCACACCUCUCGCAUCCAUCCUGAAGCUGCUAGAUCGUCAGGCGAAGAAUAUCCCCAUUCUGUCUGUCGUCUUCAAGUGCUAUCCUUGUAGUGUUUCUACUCUUUCUACAUGCAGUAAAUGCCUGGAAGUAGUAAGUCGAUAACUGAAAGGUUUUUUAUUUCCCGAUGUCUUGUUGUUGUUGUUGUUGUUGUUGUGGUUGUUCUAUCUCUCUGCAGGGGAAGCUGAGGCAGGAGAUGAAGGCCAAGGAGGAGGCCGUGGCGCGGGGGGAAGAGGAGCGCAAGGCCAAGGAGGCCUGCGAGGGCGGGAUCAGGAGGAAGCGCGACGCCCUGCGUCGCAAGGUCGAGGUCGACUUCCAGCGCCACCGGGACGACAUCCAGCGCCUGCAGGACGAGCUCGCCCGCCUCAAGUCCUCGCCGCGGCCCGCGGCGCUGCGCUCUCCUCUCCCGACGCCACCGCUGCCGCCGAGCCCUGUCGCCGCCGCCGUUCGGCACAGGGCGCCCGUCCGUGCGGCCGCGGCGGAGGCGGCGGGCCGGAGGGAGUGCCUGACGUGCCGGCGGGAGGUGUGCGUAGUGUUUCUGCCGUGCGCGCACCAGGUGCUGUGCGCCAGCUGCAGCGAUAACCACGAGAAGAAGGCCCGGGCCCGCUGCCCCACCUGCAAUCUCCGCAUCCAGCGGAGGAUCCGGGUCUUCGGCGCCACCGCAUAG
Molecule: messenger RNA, 3631 nt
Organism: Spirodela intermedia
Lineage: Eukaryota; Viridiplantae; Streptophyta; Magnoliopsida; Alismatales; Araceae
Source: the annotation of a GenBank genome assembly